AUGCAUACAAUUGCAACUGCUCACGGUGAGUUUGUUACGACUAAUAGGCAUUGGUUGAAGAAGGAAGACGAGAUUUUUUCCGACAUAACUUGUCGUGCAAUGGCAUUUCGACUUCUACGAAUCAAGGGAUAUGAUGUCUCGUCAGAUGAAUUUGCGGAAUUUGUUGACCAAGAACAUUUCUUCGAUACGGUUAGCAUACAAUACGGUUGCGGUGUAAGUACAGUGCUCGAGCUUUACAGAGCUUCACAGGCAAGAAUAUGUGACGAAGGCGUACUCAACAAAAUUCAUGCAUGGACUAGUCAAUUUCUGAAGCAGCAGUUGCUAAACCAAACCAUUCUCGACAAACGAUUACAGAAGCAGGUGGAUUACGAUUUGAAGAACUUUUACGGCACACUAGAUCAAUUUGGAAUCAGACGAAGCAUUGAGCUAUACGAUGCUCGGUGCCCCACAGUUCAUAACGACGACUUUCUUCUGUUUUCGGUGCAAAAUUUCAGAAUCUCCCAAUCUCGAUACCAACAAGAACUUCAACAAAUGGAGAGGUAA
This is a messenger RNA of Erythranthe guttata (spotted monkey flower), 543 nucleotides long. Lineage: Eukaryota; Viridiplantae; Streptophyta; Magnoliopsida; Lamiales; Phrymaceae. The record is from RefSeq and is a predicted model, not a curated record.